This is a messenger RNA of Peronospora matthiolae, 318 nucleotides long. Lineage: Eukaryota; Oomycota; Peronosporomycetes; Peronosporales; Peronosporaceae. The record is from the annotation of a GenBank genome assembly.
AUGACCAAGGAUGCCAACGGCAGCGCAACCUGCCGGUGCCUGUUCUGGGCAAGAAGGCCGCGACGAGGUCGUGAUCGUCCAAAAGGUCGCAAGCGCAAGCUGACAGGCAACGUAAAGACGUUCCCCACGCCGAUCUUCCCUCACAAAUACCAAUGCAAUCUGGCAUCUCAGCACGUUGAGUCAUGGACGCUCUACCAGGAGAUUUAUAACGCCGACAGUGACAACUUCAGUGACGAUGACGUGUCCAACGAUCGCCAAGAAGGCUGCAAAGCAGCCCAACGAGAAGACGAACGCCUUAAAGUUGUUCGUCAAGAAUGA